AUGCCGCUGAAAAAUAAAACUGCUGUAAUCACUGGAGGCGCGAGCGGAAUUGGAUUUGCAACGGCCGAGGAGCUUCUGAAAAAUGGCGUUUCGAAAAUUCUCCUUAUUGAUUUAAACGACAGCUUAGCCCAAAAAGCACAGUUGCUUACAUGCAAUCGGGAAGCGGAAAUAUUCUACGCCCAGUGUGAUGUGUCGAAUAAAUUACAGUUGGAAAAAACAUUGCGUCAGGACGCUGUCCAAUGGUUAGGAUCGAUUGACAUUCUGGUGAAUUCAGCUGGAGUACUGGAAGGUGAUCCAACGCACUGUAUCGGCGUUAACCUGAUUGGAUUGAUAGAGUGCACAUUUAUAGCGGUAGACCUCAUGUCGAAGGAGAAUUCAGGUAACGGGGGAGCUAUCGUAAAUAUUUCAUCAACUGCUGGACUGGAAGCGUAUCCUAUUGCCUCUGUUUACACGGCCUCCAAGUUUGGAGUAACCGGAUUUACCAGGAGCUUGGGGACCGAUUUGAUGUACAACCAAACAGGUGUGAAAGUGGUUGCUGUCUGUCCCGGAGCUACCGAUACUAGGAUGAUGAGAGAGUCAGGAAAUCGUAUGUGUACAUUUCCUUGGAUGAUGCCAGUUGCUCGAGAACUAUUGGAAAAGUUUAAUUUACAACAACCAAGUGCGGUUGGAAGAUGUGUUGUAAAGGCAAUAACCGAAGGUGGGCCGGGAUCAAUCUGGAUAGCGUCCGACGAUAAAAUAAUCCCUGUACCACCCAAGGGUUAUAAGGUUACAUUUUAG
Molecule: messenger RNA, 777 nt
Organism: Sabethes cyaneus
Lineage: Eukaryota; Metazoa; Arthropoda; Insecta; Diptera; Culicidae
Product: alcohol dehydrogenase 1-like
Exons: 5
Coding region: 1-777 (258 amino acids)
Cellular component (GO): cytoplasm
Molecular function (GO): oxidoreductase activity, acting on the CH-OH group of donors, NAD or NADP as acceptor
Source: RefSeq, a predicted model, not a curated record